Messenger RNA from Hyaloscypha bicolor E, 1065 nucleotides. Its product is annotated as NAD(P)-binding protein. Gene Ontology annotation, molecular function: oxidoreductase activity, acting on the CH-OH group of donors, NAD or NADP as acceptor. The transcript is spliced from 3 exons. Lineage: Eukaryota; Fungi; Ascomycota; Leotiomycetes; Helotiales; Hyaloscyphaceae. The record is from RefSeq and is a predicted model, not a curated record. The coding region runs from base 1 to 1065 and encodes 354 amino acids.
AUGCCAAAGUCGAUUUUACCCCGCGAGGGACUCACUCUCGAAGCCGCCUUUGCGCCACUCAGGCUCACCAUCCUGCAACCCCUCCUCACAGGCCCUCUCCUUCUCGCAGCAUACCAAUUUCCUACCUCAAUCUUAUCGAAAUGGCCAUUCCCUGAAAGCUUGCAACUGCUUCUCCACUCGACCAGGAUGCGGACCAUUCUAAGCCUUCUUCUCGUCAUAGGUUUACUCCGAAAGAUACACAAAAUAAUGAACAAACUGGUUUCGAACAACUUCACCACCGACAAGACCUGGGACUGGACGAAAGAGAUCGUUCUAAUCACUGGAGGAAGUUCAGGGAUGGGAGCUGUGAUAGUGAGGAUGUUUGCGGAGAGAGGAAUCAAGGUCGUGAUAUUGGAUAUCGUUGCUCCUCUCGAGGCACUGAAUUCAUUGCCCAAUGUCCACCUCUACAAAGCCGACAUUACUUCUGAAUCUGAGAUCAAGGAAGCAGCAGACCAGAUCCGUAAAGCACACGGCCCCCCCACAGUUCUAAUCAACAACGCCGGGAUCGGCGCCAAUCUCCCCAUCCUCGCAGAAACAGCAACCCAGAUCCGGCGCGUCUUCGAAGUAAACACCAUCUCGCACUUCCUGCUCGUAAAAGAGUUCGUGCCGGACAUGGCGAAGAGGAAUCAUGGGCAUGUGGUGACGAUGGCGAGUAUGGCGAGCUUCCUGGUGCAUGCACAGAACGUGGAUUAUGCGUGCAGCAAGGCGAGCGCGCUGGCUUUUCAUGAGGGGUUAAGUCAGGAAUUGAAGGCGAGGUAUGGGGCGGGGAAGGUGCGAACUACCGUCGUCCAUCCAACCUGGGUCCGAACACCGAUGAUCGAAUCUCUUCUCGCAAAUCGCAAUUUCACAGAUUUCGUCCUCGAGCCGGAGACCGUGGCAGAAGCGGUCGUGAUGCAAGUGCUGUCUGGGUACGGUUCACAGCUGAUUCUGCCUGCACGUCUGGGUGUAGUCUCGGGCGUGAGGGGGUUCCCAUCCUGGCUACAGGAGAGCAUGCGGAAUGGUGUGAACCAGGUGUUGAAAAGUUGA